Puccinia graminis f. sp. tritici CRL 75-36-700-3 is the source of this 273-nucleotide messenger RNA. RefSeq lists its product as uncharacterized. The record is from RefSeq and is a predicted model, not a curated record. Bases 1 to 273 code for a protein of 90 amino acids. NCBI's taxonomy places the organism in Eukaryota, Fungi, Basidiomycota, Pucciniomycetes, Pucciniales, Pucciniaceae. The transcript is spliced from 2 exons.
AUGAUAUAUCUAAGACACAGUGAAGACAAAAAGUUCUUGACCGCAGUGGGUGAAAGUAGGAUCCUACCAUUAGGACCGAUUGCACGAGUGCAAGUGGGAGUGUAUAGUCGAGCUGGUUUGGGAGACUGUUUGGUCGAAGCCGGUCUUCUCGAGAGCGACAAAUUCAGGAGUCUCUACGGUUGUAGUAACAAACGAGAUAGUGCACCGGCUAUUGACAAGCAAAACUCGAUGGGUUGGGGGAAAGGAUGGCUUUCCGGAUUGGUGUGCGCAUAG